GGUCGCAGACUCCUCACAUGUUGCUGUUUGUACAUGUGUGCCACAGUAAAACUGUCUGAAAUGUUUGUUAUGUUCCACAUUUACAGCAGACAAAACUUCGUUUAAAGGCAUUCGCUGCACGAUUUAAAGUCAAGGAUAGAGUUAGUAGUUAUAGUACAGCGAACCACGCUGCUAAGGAUAUCAAAACAUGGGCGUUGAAGUUGAGGUUGUUGCUGGAAGUUAUGAGCAGAUUUCAUUUGGUUAUCAUGUGUGCAGAGAUGGAGAGGACUGGACAACCACGCCUGACUUCACUCAUCACGCACACACAGCUAGCCUGUCAGCUGUAGCAUCUAACAACAGGUAUAUUGCCACAGGCAGUAAAGACGAGACCAUUCAGCUUUAUGACAUGAAGAAGAAGAUUGAACAGGGGGCCUUACUGCACCAUGAUGGUACCAUCUCGUGUCUGGAGUUCUACGGCUCAUCCCACUUGCUCAGUGGAGGAGAGGAUGGACUGAUGUGCGUGUGGAGGACAAAGAAGUGGGAGUGUCUGAAAACCAUAAAAGCACACAAGGGCCGCUUGUCCUCGUUAUCGGUCCACCCAUCUGGAAAACUUGCUCUGUCAGUUGGUACAGACAAAACACUCAGAACAUGGAAUCUAACCGAUGGAAGAUCAGCAUUUAUCAAAAACCUCAAGCAGAAUGCUGAUAUAGUUAGGUGGUCUCUUGAGGGAGAUAAAUAUGUGGUGGUGACCAGCGAUAAGAUAGAUGUUUACAACCUUGACACUGCCACAGUGACUGCAACCAUCACCAAUCCCACAAGAAUAUCAUCUGUCAAGUUUGUACAGAACACUUGUCUGGCUGUGGCUGGUGAUGAUGAGACAGUCCGCCUCUUUGACCUCACAACAGAGAAGUGUACAUGUGAGUUCAAGGCCCACGAAAAUAGGGUAAAAGCUGUGGAUUGUUUUAUGCUGGAUGACUUCUGUGUUAUUGUGACGGCGUCAAAUGAUGGAUUCAUCAAAUUGUGGAAACUGCAUCUUGACAAGCUUCCCGAGCCUCCCAAGCUUUUGUUGGAGGUGAACACGACAGCAAGGCUCACCUGUCUGACUGUGUUCAAGCCGACUGCGGAGAGUGAGGCCACAGAGAAACAAAGUCCUCAGCCGACCUCUUCUACAGCCACAGAUGACCUGCCUUUACCCUCCAAGAAUAAGAGAGUCAGGAUUGCUACAGAGGAGGUUGUUCUUGAAGAAGAGCGUAGCACCAAAAAGGUCAAGAAGGGUGGUAACAAGAAAAAGACCCAAUAAAAUCCUGUAUUACACCAGGUCA
Alosa sapidissima (American shad) is the source of this 1301-nucleotide messenger RNA. It is a transcript of the gene pak1ip1, whose product is annotated as PAK1 interacting protein 1. The record is from RefSeq and is a predicted model, not a curated record. NCBI's taxonomy places the organism in Eukaryota, Metazoa, Chordata, Actinopteri, Clupeiformes, Clupeidae. The transcript has 10 exons. The coding region runs from base 188 to 1279 and encodes 363 amino acids. Gene Ontology annotation, molecular function: protein binding.